Molecule: messenger RNA, 466 nt
Organism: Prinia subflava (tawny-flanked prinia)
Lineage: Eukaryota; Metazoa; Chordata; Aves; Passeriformes; Cisticolidae
Product: cytochrome c oxidase assembly factor 4 homolog, mitochondrial
Exons: 2
Coding region: 108-356 (82 amino acids)
Biological process (GO): mitochondrial respiratory chain complex IV assembly
Cellular component (GO): mitochondrial intermembrane space
Source: RefSeq, a predicted model, not a curated record
GGAAGUGGAGGAACCCGCGAAUCAACGAGCGCCGCCGCGGCCGUGCCCCGUCCCGGAAGUGCCGUGCCAAGCUGCCGCCUUAAAGGGGCCGUGCUGCGCUGGUCUCCAUGGCGAAGGCCGGGCACGCCUGGAGCCGCGCGGCGGCGGCGCAGGGCGAGGCCGAGGAGGAGGAGGAUCCCCUGGAUGCCAGGAUCGCGCGGACCGGCUGCCUGGAGCAGCACCGGCAGCUGCAGGAGUGCAUGGCGGAGCGGCAGGACUGGCGGCACUGCCAGGAGCAGCUCCGCGCCUUCGGCGCCUGCAUGGCCCGGCGGCAGCAGCGGGAGCGCGGGCCCGGCCCGGCCCGGCCCACGGACUGACACCGCCCGACACUGACACUGACACUGACAAAGCCUUUUUGGUUUGAUUUUUAUCCAACCGCUUGGGAACCCACGUGGAACUGUUGGGAAAUUAAAUCUGGAACUUGUCA